CAUGGGGGCUUGAAACGAACAUGAAUUGUUGCGAGCGAGAUACAAUACUAGACAAGGUUUUAUUUUUCGCUUUUUCAAUGAGCAUCAUCCGUUUCAGAAACUACCCUGGGAAUCCAUUGAGAGCUGUUUGUCACCAGUUGCUGAGUGAAAGGCUGCAAGUCUCGACAUCGAAGUGAUUAAGGUGGAUACUAUAUUAAUGACUUCAGUUCUACAUUUGGAAUAAAGGGAGACGUAAUAAAUUGGACAAAAUGAUUUUGACACAUGAUUACCAUGAAGACUGUUAACUUGCAGGCAUCAGAAUGCCAGUUGAACAAUGCAUGUUACAACCCACCAAUUGCCAGAUCUGUCAAUCUGUUGUCAGAGAAUGGACAGAAGCCACAAUAUGUGAUGGAGAUUUCAAGCAGUGAUGGACAUCUCCCAUCAUCAGUGGUCAUGACUAACACUACUCCUAGUGAUAUUCCAAUCUGCAGAAUUUGCCAUGAACCCAAUGAUAAGGAGAAUCUUCUCUCGCCGUGCGAGUGCUCUGGGACUUUGGGGACCGUUCAUCGCAGUUGUCUCGAACAGUGGCUGGCAGCAUCUUGUUCCAGCCACUGUGAACUAUGUCACUUUGAAUUUGCUUUGGAGCGAAUACCAAGACCACUGACAGAGUGGCUGAAGGAUCCUGCACUACAACAGAAGAGGAGGAUGCUAUGUGGAGACAUUAUCUGUUUUCUUUUCAUUACUCCACUGGCCAGUUUGUCAGGCUGGCUGUGUGUCCAAGGAACAGUUGACCAUUUUUACUUCAGUAGUAGUGUAGAAGCAGUUGGACUUCUCAUCCUUUCAGCUGUCCUAAUUACAAUUUACCUGCUCUGGACCACUGCUUCUUUUCGGUACCACAUCCGGCUGUUCAAAGAAUGGAGGCGGACAAAUCAGAAUGUCAAACUGCUAAUUCCAAAAUCACAAGUGUUACUUAGCAACAAACCCAGUCUUCUAGCUCAAAACUCAAGCAUAAUUGUCUCCAAAGAGACUAUUGUCUAACUUUUUGAAAGAACUGCCUUGAAUGUGGAAACACACCAUGCUGAUUGGAGGGACCAAUCUUCUGGAUUGUUACAGAAAAAUAACAAGGAUGCAUUUUUGGCAACGUGGAGAUGGGUGAAGUGUGUAGACUAGGCAGUUGCAUGGUUCUUAACCAGCCUUUCCUUUGCUGUAUUUGUACCAGGGACUGUUUUGCUAUUACCAUUUAAUGGUGAUCAAGGCAAAGGAUGUUUGAAUUGGUGGGAAACCAUAAAUUCUUUUUCCCUUUGUGUACGAAUUCUUUUUCCACCUACCAAAAAUGGGAGCGAGAUUCUUAAUUGUGAGAAUUCUCAUGUUACUUGAUAAAGCUUAUUAAAUGCGUGGCAAAUUAUUUUUCAGGGAAAAGUAAUUUUCUCAUGAGGAAAAUGAGAAUGAGGAGGAAAAGUAGCUUGCCCUCUGAACUGAUGUUCAUUUAAAUAUGGAGCCAUUAAAUUCUGUGGCAAAUUAUCUGCUUCACAUGGAUUUUGCUGCAAACGGUUCAUUAUCUGGCAGUGAGCCGUCAGGGAUUGCAGUGCUCCAUCGGACACUAACCACCCAUUCGUGAUUUAUCUCCAAGGCUUCAAAACGGUUUAUUGUAUGCCACACACUGGCACUUUAAUCAAAUGAGCAAAAAAAUUGUUUCUAGGUCCCACGUGCGUUUUAU
Carcharodon carcharias (great white shark) is the source of this 1696-nucleotide messenger RNA. RefSeq lists its product as uncharacterized. Gene Ontology annotation, biological process: protein ubiquitination. The transcript is spliced from 5 exons. Lineage: Eukaryota; Metazoa; Chordata; Chondrichthyes; Lamniformes; Lamnidae. The record is from RefSeq and is a predicted model, not a curated record. Gene Ontology annotation, molecular function: ubiquitin-protein transferase activity; zinc ion binding. The coding region runs from base 262 to 1017 and encodes 251 amino acids.